Messenger RNA from Puccinia triticina, 909 nucleotides. RefSeq lists its product as uncharacterized. NCBI's taxonomy places the organism in Eukaryota, Fungi, Basidiomycota, Pucciniomycetes, Pucciniales, Pucciniaceae. The record is from RefSeq and is a predicted model, not a curated record. The transcript has 4 exons. The coding region runs from base 1 to 909 and encodes 302 amino acids.
AUGGUGCUUCACCAUCAUUUCAGUCUUACGUUGGCAACGCCGCCCUUGAUUGCCGAAGCUGGAUUAAGCCGAAUUGAAGAGCCUUCAAGAUUGGAAGAUGAUGUGUUUGAGGACUUGGAAACUUUACAACUUCGGCCUGCGAAACGCAUGACGCUUGCUGAUCAGGAGCUCCAUCAUGGUUUUCUAAAUCCGCAGUCAACGCAUUUCUUCCAGCAUGCUAUUGCUGAUUUUCAUGCACCUGAGCAAUUCUUAUUUGCACAUGACCGUAUUUCCAAAGGCUGGGUGGAACCAGCAACCUCCGACCCUUUGAAAGUAAACACCGGAAGUAUUGGAUCACCAUCAGGAGAAAAUGUGAAUCCAAUGAUAAGCAAUCAUCCCCAUGAAUACGAAGUAUAUCUAGGACCAUUUGGACGGGUCGCCAGUAAGAAUGGAAGAUCCAAUUCCAGAUUGGGCAAACACUCACGAGCCGAACCAACAGGAGAAGUAUACACUCCACUCAAAGUGGCCAAGAAAUUCACCUGGCAUACAUUGGCGGAAUUAUACGAUGAUCCUCAAAAUAUCAACAAUCUUCAUUUACUCGCGUUGACUAGAAUCAAGACUGAAGACAAUGAAGAUACAGAAAUCACUAAAACAUACAACCAACUCAUUGAAACAGAAUGGAAGAAUAUCAAUCACCUGGAAUCCACGCGUCCAGAAGCCCACUUGAAAGAGAUACGAAUCAUGAUUUUUAAGAUCCGGAAUUCAGCUGCAAAGGACGGGUACGAAUACCAGAUGAGACCGGUGAAGAAUGAGAUGAUUGUGAUCAAAAGAGACCUCCGUUGUCGAGCCGCUAGAAUCAUCAAUGCCCUUAUCCGUUAUCACAAUUUGGAACUCCGGAUAGGUGGCCACUACUUGGCCGAAUUGAAAUGA